Molecule: messenger RNA, 561 nt
Organism: Drosophila suzukii
Lineage: Eukaryota; Metazoa; Arthropoda; Insecta; Diptera; Drosophilidae
Source: RefSeq, a predicted model, not a curated record
GGUAUUUCGUGGAGCACAAAGUACUGUCCAACGAUGAACGGAAAAAUUUAAUAAGCAUUAUAGUGGACGAUGUUCAAGCCAGAGGACUUUUCCUUUAUUGCACGAGGACCUCGUAACAACGCGUCCGGAAAACUACAUUCGCAAUAUAAAAAGGUUAAGUUAACUACGAUGGAUGAGAAUUCUUCUAUUCAAGCUAAUUCACAAGUUUUUGAAAUCGACGAAUUCGAGGCGGCAGCAAAGAAAGCAUUGCUAAAAAGAGACUGCUCAGAUUGGGAUUUAGUCUGUGCCAACUGGAAGGAUAAUUUUCCUCUUCUUCAGCGGGAGUCUAAGGAAAUGGACAGUGUAACAUUCUUUCAGGAGUGGACUAAAUUUAGCUACGCUAAAGUAACCGAUCUGCAAAACUUGCUUUUUUCUCAAUGGGAUAACUUUAAAUCAAAGAUUUUCGGUUAUUAUAUGGAAAACAUAACAAAUGAGUACUGCAAGAAGCUGCUAACUCAAAUUGGCGAGACUUCCCAGAUUGGUAAAGUAUUUUUGAAAUGGUUUUGAAAUGUUUAUAUGAAA